Vigna angularis (adzuki bean) is the source of this 2106-nucleotide messenger RNA. RefSeq lists its product as uncharacterized. Bases 94 to 1971 code for a protein of 625 amino acids. Gene Ontology annotation, biological process: protein ubiquitination; interstrand cross-link repair. Gene Ontology annotation, cellular component: nucleus. The record is from RefSeq and is a predicted model, not a curated record. NCBI's taxonomy places the organism in Eukaryota, Viridiplantae, Streptophyta, Magnoliopsida, Fabales, Fabaceae. Gene Ontology annotation, molecular function: ubiquitin protein ligase activity; protein binding. The transcript is spliced from 13 exons.
UCUGAUUUACCUCCCAACGUUUAAACGGUCGUGUAAGGUCGUCUUUAGGUUUGGGGCCACUCUGCGAACUUGCUUAGCCUUUCCUCUCUUGGAAUGGCGUCUCCGAUUGAAUUCGCGGACUACGAAGAAAACCUGAUCGUGGCGCCGCAACUUAUUGGAAACCCCGCAGACUAUGGAAUCACUGACGAUGAAGAAACCGAAGGUGAAGACGAAGACGAAGACGACGAAGAGUACGUUCCCGGUGUGGCCACCCCUAGGGUUUCGCAUGACACUCCUCCAAGCGUUUCAUCCGAUAACGUAAUUGUUAUCCCCGACGAAACACAGGAUUGCGUGGGAGAGGAGAGGAAUAAACGCCGUAGGUUCGAAAGAGGCGGGGCUUCUUGUUCCUUCGCGACUGGGAGCAGCAACGGUAGCCAAGAAAGCGACCAUACCAACAUUGAUGGUCUUUUUUGCCCUAUUUGCAUGGAUGUUUGGACCAAUAACGGCGAACAUCAUAUCUGUUGUCUUCCUUGUGGACACAUAUAUGGCAUGUCUUGCAUCAAAAGAUGGCUUCAACAACGCAAAAGUUCCAGCAAGUGUCCCCAAUGUAAUAGGAAAUGUACGUUGAAGGAUGUGAGGAAACUGUUUGCUUCCCGAGUAGUUGCGGUCGAGGAAGAAUCUCAGAAGAGAAUUCAGUCACUUGAGGCCAAAUGUGCUGCCCUUGACAGUAAGGUCAGUGAUUGGUGCAAGAAAGAAGAGGGAUGGAAACUUCGAGAAGUCACCUUGCAUUCUCAGGUUCAGACUCUUACACAGAGAAACACUUAUUUGGAGCAGCUGCUACUAGAUAUGCAGAGCAGGGAAUCUGCAUCGAUAAGUCACAAUGGAAGCUCUCAGGGGAGAUGCGAAUCUGAGCACAACAUGGGCCCAAAGUACUGUGGAAAGGGAUCCAUUUGUAAUUUUGAAUUGCAGAAAGAGAUUCAUCUCGAUGGUGCACGCAUUUUUGAUAUGGACAUUUCUAAUCAAAUUUUAUUAAUCGCACAAAAGCCAAAGGAAGUAGGUGGAAUGCACUUGCUAACUAAAAUGAGCUUGUUGUCUCCAUCUGAGAUGCAAGAUAUCUUACUGCCUUCUGCUACAAGUGGUGUUAAAGACCUUCAUAUUUCUCCUUCUAAUAGUAGUAUGGCUCUCUUUUCUUCAUUGGGGAAGAAACUAUCAGUGCUCAGCUUGGACAGUGGCAAUCUUGUUAUCAAUUAUGAUCUACAGGAUCCUGCAUGGUCUUGUUCGUGGGAUCUGAACAAUUCGCAUAACAUAUAUGCUGGACUACAGAAUGGUUCUGUCUUAGUGUUUGACAUGCGUCAAACUGUAGGCCCCAUGAAAUCUUUAGUUGGUUUGACUAAUAACCCUGUGCAUACUGUCACUUCUCUUACACAAACUUCAAGUCUUUCAUCGGGUGUUAAAACCAUCCUAUCGGCAUCUGCCUUUGGCCUUUGUCAGUGGAACAUUGAUUCUGAAGAACGGCCGCUUGUGGUUCCUGAAACUGAUAAUCAAGGAGUCUGCAUAUCCCUUGCCUAUUGCCCUAGCAGUGAUGACAUUGUUGCUUCAUACAGACCGAAAUUAAUGGAUGUGCCUCUAUCUCAACCGUUGGCCACUCCUCUUAGUGCUGGACAAGGAGUACAGGGCACUCAUGUCUUGUUCAAUAGAAUGGGUAGGCAUCAUUUCCAAAAGUUGGGUUCCUCCCUUGCAAAUGUGAGUAAAAUUCGACUACCAAAAUGUGUAAUUAUGGACAUAGAGAGUCAGAGCAGAUUGUUAGCAUCUUUGGAUGAAGUUACAUGUGAUUUGGUCUUGCAUGAGUUGCCAUCUUUUAGGCUUCUUCAGCAAUUCAAAAUUCCAGCUCAGGCCCGUGAUCUUAGGUACUCACCUAGACACGGCGUACUGGGUUGUCUAAGUGAGAACACGUUGCAGCUUUUCUAUUCCAAACACUCGUCGGUAAGGUAAUUCUAUGUUUCGCAAUUGCUCUUAUCACCGCAACCCUUUCAAGAAAGAAAGGGAUCAUUGGCUUUGAUAUCUUAUAAAUUAUUCUAUAUUUGAAUUUAACUGUCCUUAAAGUAGUUGGAAUAGUUAUUUCUCUGC